GGUUCAAGCGGUAUAGGAGUCGAUAUAUUUAGACACCUCCAACCGAGUAAUUAAUUUUUACAGUUAACAACAAACCGGAGAACAUAAAAUCGCGUGUUUACUAGUUGAAAAUUAGGUAAAACCGACACCGGACGUGGUUCUAAUAAAACCCGGAAUGUUGUAUAGCAUUUAAAACUGGUGUUUUUAUACGGAAAAUUACGAAAUCAUGUCGUUGUAUUACGAGGACGAAUUGGAUCGGCUCAGCGAUGCUGACCAAAACACGCAGUAUGAAGAAGACUAUGGCCCGGUGAAGAACCGAUCAUGCACGGACGUCAUUUGUCUUUUGCUUUUUGUGGCUUUCGUUGGCGGAUGGGUUGUGAUUGGUGUUUGGGCUAUUUCGCACGGCGACCCAAACAAACUGUUAAACCCAAGAGACUCUAACGGCCUACGGUGCGGCAUAGAUCCAGGCGUGGAAAAUCUACCGAACUUGUUCUUCUUCGAUUUAACCAAAUGCCUGGACAUCACCACUUUGGCUAUGGGAUGCCAGACCACCCAGGUGUGCGUGGAAACCUGUCCGAGCACGCCUUACAUCUACGGGUCAUCCCAGGACGAUUCAGUUGCGUUACCGUACUGCGAGUACGAUCACCGGCUUACCACUUACAACUCCUCGCACUGCCCGCGGUGGUUCUUGCCCAGCACCCCUUUGUUAAAUAGGUGCAUAUACAACGUGGCGGAUAGGAAACGCUCCCGAUGGAAAAUAGCUUCGAUAGAAGCGGACGAGAUAAGCGUUAUGAAGGAGUAUUUGAAACCGGCGCAUUUGUGGAUCAGCUUGACAGUUCAUAAUGCCCUAUCGGUUGUUACUGAUGAUCGGGACGUACAUAAGAUGGCCCAGAAGGCAAUACAAGACAUCAUCAACUCUUGGUGGAAGAUCUUAGUCGGGUCCGUACUGGCCUUACUAAUAUCAAUUAUUUACAUUUUGAUGCUUAGAUGGGUGGCGGGCAUAAUGGUAUGGAUAUCAAUCGCUGGCGUAUUAGCUGCUUUUUCCGCAGCAUCUUAUUUCUCGUAUCGCGAGUGGCAAGAUUGGAAAUCGACGUACGAAACUAUAGGAGAUUCGGCUUCAAAGACGAGACGCGAUUUAUAUUUGGGGAUAUUUAUCGUCGUGGUGAUCGCCCUGGCGAUUAUUUUACUAAUGCUGAUUUUCCUUAGGAAACGAAUCGUAUUGGCCAUUGCCCUUAUUAAAGAAGGAAGCAAAGCAGUGGGUUCAGUUACCUCGGUCCUAUUUUUCCCAAUAUUCCCAUGGAUUCUUCAGAUAGGAGUUAUCGCGUACACCGUGUGCGUGGGAUUAUAUUUGGCCACCACCGGAGAGCCUUUAUAUCGAUACAGCAAUUUAAGCGAGGCUUGCCGAAGCGAGAGUGGCUGGACGGUUGAAACCGAGUGUAAUCCGAACACUAUAAACGACAGUAAAAAAGCUUAUUCCAAUUGUGCCGAUGCCACCUGCAAGUUCUCCAAAAUCGCCAACGAGGCUUUCUACCCUUACUUACAGGGUUGGAACGUCUUCGGGUUGUUCUGGCUCGCCUUCUUCGUAUCCGCCUUGGGCCAGAUGGUUUUGGCCCAAGUGUUCGCCCAAUGGUACUGGACAAGAAGGAAACAAAACUUACCAUUUUUUGCAUUAACCGCUGCCGUUUACCGCACAAUUAGGUACCACUUGGGUACGUUGGCUUUCGGGUCGCUUAUUAUAGCGAUCUGCCGGAUUAUACGGGUGUGCCUCGAAUAUCUGGACCAGAAGUUGAAAAAGUACGACAAUCAGUUCACCAAAGCCGUCAUGUGCCUCCUGAAAUGUUUCUUCUGGUGUCUGGAGAAGUUCCUGAAGUUCAUCAACAAGAACGCUUACAUCAUGUGCGCUAUUCAUGGCAAGAACUUCUGCACGAGCGCGAAAGACGCCUUUAUGCUUCUUAUGGGGAACAUUAUUAGAGUCGUAGUACUCGACAAGAUCACGGACUUCCUCUUCUUCCUAAGUAAACUGGUGAUAACUGCGGGGGUGGGGGCCAUCGCCUACGUAUGCUUCGCCACCGACUUAGUUAUGGACAACUCGAAAUUAACUUACGGCCUUUCCCCCGUAAUAAUGCUCAUGAUUAUCGCCUACUUGAUCGCGACGUUAUUCUUCAGUGUCUACAGCAUGGCCGUGGACACUCUGUUCUUAUGCUUCUUGGAGGAUUCUGAAAAGAACGAUGGAAAGAGUAGGCCCUACUACAUGUCCAGGAACCUCAUGAAGAUCUUUGGCAAGAAGAAUGUUAAAUAUGAUUAAUGUUUUUUUAAAGUGUAUUAUAUAUAUAUAUAUAUAUAUUUAUUUUAAUUGUGUUCAUUUAUAAGUACUUUAUAAAUGUAUCUUCUUUUCUUGAAGGCA
Molecule: messenger RNA, 2383 nt
Organism: Anthonomus grandis grandis
Lineage: Eukaryota; Metazoa; Arthropoda; Insecta; Coleoptera; Curculionidae
Gene: Ctl2
Product: choline transporter-like 2
Exons: 15
Coding region: 206-2284 (692 amino acids)
Biological process (GO): transmembrane transport
Cellular component (GO): membrane
Molecular function (GO): transmembrane transporter activity
Source: RefSeq, a predicted model, not a curated record